GUUAUAAUGGGGAUAAUAUCAAUGAUCGGGGGGCUAACCAGUUUAAGGUUACCUGAAACACUUCAUGAACGCUUACCGCAAACGCUUGAAGAGGGGGAAAAUUUUGGUAAAGAAUGGUCACUUGAGAAUUGUGUGCGCUGCUAUUCUAAACAAAAAACAAUAUCACAUAUUGAGUCGUACGAAGAUUUGGAUCUUCUGCAAGCAAAAGUGCUUAAGGAGGCUAAAAUACAGACCGGUGAAGAAGUUGGAAACACACAGCCACAAGGGACCUCAAUAAAGCGUUUAAUGCGUCAAAUGAGUGUAAUGGAUACACAAAAAAAAAUUGAUGGGACAAUGCAAUUAACCCACUGGAUUUAG
Molecule: messenger RNA, 357 nt
Organism: Rhagoletis zephyria (snowberry fruit fly)
Lineage: Eukaryota; Metazoa; Arthropoda; Insecta; Diptera; Tephritidae
Product: carcinine transporter-like
Source: RefSeq, a predicted model, not a curated record